GGAAGCGGGGGAGCGCUGUGGAUCCCGAGUCGCUGGGAGCUGUGGCUAAGAGACGGGCGAAGCCGGCGAUGGCGGAGAAGUUUGACCACCUGGAGGAGCACCUGGAGAAGUUCGUGGAGAACAUCCGGCAGCUCGGCAUCAUCGUCAGCGACUUCCAGCCCAGCAGCCAGGCGGGGCUGAGCCAGAAGCUGAACUUUAUUGUUACGGGCUUACAGGACAUAGAUAAGUGCAGACAGCAGCUGCAUGAUAUCACGGUGCCUCUGGAAGUUUUUGAAUACAUUGAUCAAGGUCGGAAUCCCCAGCUCUACACCAAAGAGUGCCUGGAGAGGGCUCUAGCUAAGAACGAGCAAGUCAAGGGAAAGAUUGACACGAUGAAGAAAUUUAAAAGCCUACUGAUUCAGGAACUUUCUAAAGUGUUUCCAGAAGACAUGGCCAAGUAUCGGAGCAUUCGGGGGGAAGACCAUCCACCAUCCUAAGUGUGAUGAGCCCCACAUCCGUUUAAUAACCGGACUGACGCAGUGAGAAGCUGUGCCUGCCACUGCUGCCUUCCAGCCACGAGAACUGGCCUUGCCCCUGCCUCCGGUUCCCAUCGUGUGACCUCGUGGGACUCUGGGGCUGAGGGAACAGAGCUGUGUCCCAGCUGUCCCUGUAGCUCUCAGACCCCUGGUGACCCCUUCUUUCUGCAGGGGAACAGGCAGGAAGACAGCCUCGCUGAAAUGUGAAAUGGGAUUCUACUGGACAUUGUCUUUUUAUGUAUGCUGUUCUGUUAUACUAUCCAUAAGAGAAAACUUGGUUUUAUAUUUUACAUUUUCAGAUGUUGUGCAUAAGAACAUAAUUGUUUUCAUGGGCUUCAUAGUAAAGUCUAAAGAUUUACACAGCA
Messenger RNA from Grammomys surdaster, 880 nucleotides. RefSeq names its product mediator complex subunit 10 (gene Med10). Gene Ontology annotation, cellular component: chromatin; mediator complex. Gene Ontology annotation, biological process: positive regulation of transcription by RNA polymerase II. Gene Ontology annotation, molecular function: transcription coregulator activity. The transcript is spliced from 4 exons. The coding region runs from base 69 to 476 and encodes 135 amino acids. Lineage: Eukaryota; Metazoa; Chordata; Mammalia; Rodentia; Muridae. The record is from RefSeq and is a predicted model, not a curated record.